Molecule: messenger RNA, 974 nt
Organism: Arachis ipaensis
Lineage: Eukaryota; Viridiplantae; Streptophyta; Magnoliopsida; Fabales; Fabaceae
Source: RefSeq, a predicted model, not a curated record
CAUGGUGGUGACUGAUAUGCUGCACUUGUCUCUUCACUUUCUAAUCAUAAUUAAUUAAUUAAUUAAUUUCCUUCCUCCCGUCCGCAGUUCUUUUCCAGUUGGUUGUGGCUACCAGGAUCAACAAUCUCAUUUUUGUGUUAAAAGAGGCACAGGGACAAGCAGAGCAAGUAGAGGCAAAGGUGAAAUUAAAAAAAAAAUGGAAGUGAGUAACAAAUACAUAGUGAUAAAGCAUUACUUCGAAGAUGCACCAAAAGAGUCAGAUUUUGAGAUAAAAACAGAGACUUUAGGUUUGUCAGUAGAGGAAGGAAGUGAUGAUAUGAUAGUGAAGAAUCUGUAUAUCUCUAUUGACCCAUUUCAGAUCAACCGCAUGAAGAGCUUUAGCGCUUCCCAAGAUGCUAUCAGCUAUUCCACCCGCAUAACUCCCGGCAAGGCAAUUGAUGGUCCUGUUAUUGGAAAAGUUGUGGCUUCUGGUAACAAUAAGUUCGUGAAAGAUGAUUUGGUUCUUGGAGUAUUCACUUGGGCUGAGUACUGUUUUGUGAAAGAAACAACCAUCAUGAGAAAAUUAGAGCCCUCCGAAUUUCCACUCACUUAUCAUCUCGGGGUUCUAGCAAAAGAGAAGGAGAGAGUGUGCAUUGGGAAGCUGCGAUGGAAAGGGAGAGGAAAGAAAGGCUGCGAUGGGGAGAGAGGGGAAAGAGGUUGCGCUAGGUCGGGGGAAGGCUGCAAUGGAGAGGGAGAUGGAGGAGCAGUCUACGCUCGGAAGGUAGGGAUUAAAUUUGGGGUGUGGUUUGCCAAGUCAUCAAAAUACGGUGGCCAUGUUAGCAUUGUAUACUUGUCGAAGAUGUUAGCAUUGUAUAUUUGUCGAAGAUUUGUUCCGACGAAUUUGGGGACACGUUUAUUAAAUUUUAAAAUUUUUUAGAGACCAUUUUAUUAAUAACAAAAGUCAGGUACCAUUUUGUUAAUAUCAGAAUCUCUCA